This is a messenger RNA of Carya illinoinensis, 537 nucleotides long. RefSeq names its product protein FAR-RED ELONGATED HYPOCOTYL 3-like. NCBI's taxonomy places the organism in Eukaryota, Viridiplantae, Streptophyta, Magnoliopsida, Fagales, Juglandaceae. Gene Ontology annotation, molecular function: zinc ion binding. The record is from RefSeq and is a predicted model, not a curated record. The coding region runs from base 1 to 537 and encodes 178 amino acids. The transcript has a single exon.
AUGAAUGCUUUUUUUUAUGGUUAUGUUCACGCGAAGACAAACUUGAAAGAGUUUGUUGACCAGUUUGACAACGCAUUGAAGAAGAAAAUUGAGAAUGAAAAUAACGCUGACUUUCACUCAUUUAGCGUGACCAUUCCUUGCAUAUCUAGAUCUCCGAUCGAAAAGAAGUUUCAAGAAUUAUACACGAAUGCAAAAUUCGAGGAAGUCCAGCGAGAACUGCAAUAUCUAAUAGAUUUGGCUCCAGAAUUACUUAAGAGGGAUGGUGAUGUAAAGACAUAUCUUGUAGAGGAUGAAGUUCAUCUGGAAGACUUCACUAAGUUAGUUACAUAUUCAGUGGACUUUAGUGAUGUGGAUACAGCUGCAAAGUGUUUGUGUGGGCUAUUUCAGAUGAGGGGUAUAUUGUGCAGGCAUAUUUUGGUUGUAUUUAAAUGUAAUGAUACAAACUUUUUGCCAAAUCAGUAUAUUUUAAACAGAUGUAGGAAGGACAUUAAGAGGAAGUACACGUUAAUCGACAGCAGCUAUCACGAAGGGGCUUAG